CUGGCUAUGGCCUCCGGUGCGGGCCUGGCCCGCUGCCUGCUGCGUGGUGCCUCGUCCCCGGCCUGCCACGAAACAUAAGUGCUGCAGGAGGCCGGAGAGCAGGAGGUAAUCCAACCUUACCUGUCUGCGGUUCCCCGGUUCCCACAGCCCUACAUCCCCCGAUGCUGGCGUCCUUCAGCCGCCCUGCCGCUCCGGGCCGGGGACCCCGAGCUGUUGCCGUGAGAGAUCUGAAAAUAGGUGCCAAGUGAUGCCUCAAGCACAAACUCUCGAAGUUGGAUACGUCUGCUUUCUUUCCUACAGAGCUCAGAAGACAGAGGUUGGAGAUCUGAUUGCUUGUAAUUGAACAUGGCAGGAGAUGUGAAAAGAUUCACACGCAUGCUACUGGAAUGCAACAGCAAUGACAAGCUGUGUGUUGUGCGUGAAUAUCAGACUGAAGUGAUUGUUGUCCCAGCUCUCCUUGUGGGUUUUUUUGUCAUUCUGCUAACUGUGAUCCUUUGGCUGCAUUGCCGAGGCUUGCGAACAAGAACAAAGCGGGAGGAAUCAUCAUCAUCUGGACAACAAGCGAACAACAAGAACCAGCAGGAAUCCAGUUCACAAGAGAACCACUGUAUACAGCUGAGCGAGAUAUCUACAGAGAUCCUGCUAAGUUCUGCAUCCUUGACUCUGAAAGAACUGCAGAUGCCACGGGAGAAACUCUCACUAGGCAGUCUGCAGAUAGUAAAACAUGGCCGUAAUGGGAGCUUCUACAGAGCAAAACUGGAAACUGGGAACUCAGGGAAGACUAAGAGUGUCAUAUUGAAAGCCUUACAAGAUCUGGUUAGUCCCCAGGAAGUAAAGGAUUUCCUGGGAAGGAUUAAAUUCCAUCAAAAUCUUGGCUAUCAUGAGAACCUGGUUGAAUUGGUUGGAUGCUGUGUAGAUCGAUUCCCACUUUAUAUGAUAAUGGAAGAUGUAACUCUUGGUGACUUGCUAAAGUUUCUAUGGACAUGUCGUAAGGAUGUAAUGACAGUGCAUGGUGUCCCCUACGACCUCACUGAAAGGCAAGUAUACGAAGUUGGACAACAAGUUGCAGCAGCUCUGGCUUACCUUGAGGAGAAGAAGUUGUUCCAUGGUGACAUCGCUGCCAGGAAUGUCCUACUUCAGCACAACUUCACUGCCAAGCUCUGUGGUUUUGGGCUGGCCUAUAAAGCUCAUACAUAUGGUGCCAGCUUGGUCACAGAAAUGGUGUCAGUAAAGUGGCAGGCACCAGAGCGGCUUCUAAAGGACCCCCCUAGCAUCAAGGCAGACAUAUGGUCUUUUGGAAUUCUGCUGUAUGAAAUGAUUACAUUAGGUGAUCCACCAUAUCCUGAGGUCCGACCUUCUGACAUCUUGCCAUACCUGCAGAGACGAAACAUUAUGAAACAGCCCUCAAGCUGCCAGCAGGCCAUGUACAGCAUCAUGAAGUCUUGUUGGCAGUGGAAUGCAACUGAUAGGCCUUCUCCGUCAGACCUGAUCCAGAGCCUACAAACAGCUAUGAAGACCAGUAAUGACCAGAGAGUUCUGCAGGUUCCUGAGCUAGUGGUGCCUGAAAUCUAUGCUGAUAUCGCUGGUGUUGCAAUGGACAGUUUAGUGAGUGACUAUACUGUACUUUGAAGGACUCUUUCUCAUAUUAGUAAAAGAGAGGUCUCUAUAUUGCCUAUUCAAGACACUUGGCAAACUCAGAAUGAGAUGUUUAUGUAUAUACUUCAGAUGUGUCCUCCACACUUGAAAUAAUGAACUGGUAGUAGCAGUACUUUUAAAUCACCCUGCUGAUACCAUUUUGACAGUGGUCAUUUCAAAGCAAAAUGGAUUUAGGAAGCUGUAGAAAAUGCAAUGAGAAAUUUGAGUUUUAGGUUUUUUGAAAUCUCUAUCCAUUUUUCUUUCCCAUGAAACUGCAUCACUUGAAUAUUCAGAAGAUGAGGUGUCCAAGAGGAAUACGCUCUUGGGCACAAUCUUAUUGGAAUAUGUGGACAGAGUAGGUAACAGAAAUGGAUGGCUUCCUGUCCUGCCAACAGUUCACAGGCUGGUUCAGCCCAGUUCUGUGACUAGCAGGCUGAGGGUACCCACAGACCCAUGUCCUGGGACAGGGAAAAGGGUGGGGAGAUGGGCCUAAAAACAAACAGCGACAGUAAUCUGAGGAGAAACAAACUAAUUUACUAAAAAUGAUAUCAAAAUGCAAGAUAACACGGUAUAAUGUAAUAUAACACAGUGUAAUUGGAAUUGAGGAUAAUAAAUCAAACAAAAUGAGAGUGUCCAAGAACUGAAGGCCUUACUCUAAGUAAGCUAAGGUGAUACAGUACCUGCAACAGAGAUGAGCCAGAAGAUCAAAAAAGAAGGUCCUGUAAAAACUGCAAACAGUUUUUAUUUUUCCCUCUGAGUAGAAAACAGUAACAGAACAGCAAACAGUUUUUUGGGAGAUGUAGUUCCUCUCUGGGACAGGUACCCAGAACUGGAGCAUUAACUCUUUAACUCCCAGUACACUACAUGAUGUUAUGAUGUGGAAUACUGAUAACAAAAAUCAUAAAACCAUGACACUGUGCAUUAUUUUCACAUUUGCUAAAGGCCUAUGUGAUUAACUUGCAUUAUUGCCUGUUAAGUGCUCAAUAAAUGUCUGCGAUCUCUCCAGAGCUUUGCAUGAAAGAAUAGGCACUGUAUAUUUUAAACAAAAUAAAAUGCUUACAUAUCUGUGACUACAGAAAUUUUUAAAUUGAAAUGAUGCAUCUCCACAUAGAGUGUGCUUUUUCUGUGGUAGUGAUGAGAUUGAGUGCAUACUUGUUACAAAUGGAAACUGCUUCAGUCAUAAGGGAGAAGCAACAGUAUGUUUAUUGAAAUCAUAUAGUGAUUUAGCAAUGCUUGAUUGUAAAUAAGACAGUGAUUUAGAUGGCAGAGUACAGUGACAGAGAUGUCAAAGUACACUUAAUUCUUUACUGCAUAAAGGAUAGGGUUAUACAACUCAUCCAGAAGACCUUCCUGUUGAGUCAUGAGGUUCAUAAUGCAGCCCUUUGCUUUCUUAACACCUUGAACAACAGAGGUAAAGAGCCUGGGUGCAGCUGCAUCUACUGCUAGACCCAAACUUGGUCAAAGGUUUACAUCUAAGAGCUUGUAUGUGCACUGUCAAUCUAAGAUACAAUCUUAACAAGGGUAACAAAGCUUACACAAACUAUUAAUCACUUACUGAAGUUCUGUAUCAGCAAGAAGACACUUGUGAUCAGGAUGUAAGGGAUCUUUACAGCAAGUGUAAACUCAAGAGCUGUCUCUACUCAAAGGGAGAUCCUAUCAUGCAGCUAGCUGCCAUGCAGAGAGUUCAAGUCUUGCUUGGCUGCUCACUAUUUGUGGGAUAAGAUGGUUGACUCAUAGCUGUAUUUUUUGCCACGUGCUCAACUGGCCCUCAGCUGUUGAACAAAGUAUCUGCCAUCAGUUCUUUCAGCACCCAGUUUGAGGCAGAUUUGUGUUCGUUAUCUGUCUUAGCAAGAUUCUGAGUGUAACUAGUAUUGUGCUUGCUAUCUGCCUGAAAAGGCCCUAUGUGUAACAGUCAGAACAAAGGAGGAAGUUGUGGGAGGGCACACUAUAACGAUACUCCAAGAUAAAAGGAAUAUGAUCCCAUCCUUAUCACAGGGAAAAGUUCUUACUGACCUCAAGUUCUCAGGGAUGGUUCUUAAUUAAUCAUUCCUUUGAGCAGAACAGGUCAUUUGUGCUUCUUUUUUGAGUUGCAAAUUGUUGGGUUAAUAAAUGUAUGUUUUCUUUUAAGGGAGGAGGAUAUCUGGUUAUAGUUACAACAGCUAUUGUGAAAAUAGUGUGGAAGUAGUAGGAGUACACCAAAAAAGAAAGGCUGAAUUACAAUAAAACAACAUAUGAGGAGGAUAAACAUGCAUAGUGAUUGCGUGGGAGUAGACUGUAGGCUAUACUUAUCUCUGUGAUGACAACUUUGGUAUAAAACUUCUGUACUGAGGAUGCAGGUAUUUGAUAUUACCUUCUUAGCUACCAUAUGACAAGUGUGACAGCACGUAGCAUUUUGUGAAUAUUGUGAUGAAAACACAGCUGAUGUCUAAAGGAAACAAGUCAACCAGCCUACUGAAAGAUGUCUAUUGUGCUUGGCUUGCUAUGAAGAAGAGUUGCAUGGAAUAUUCUAGCUGCAAAUGGCAUUAGCCUUCAGCAUUAAUCACAGGAAUUAGAAACUGAAAAAUUAGAAAAAGUGGAGCGAACCAUUCAUGCAGGUAAAUGUCAUCAGUAUACUUAGAGAGAAAUAAUUUUGCAGUUUUGGUUUAUAAAAAAAAUCCUGUACUGUGGAGAAAGUGUUCUAGUUUUGCGGAUGAACCACCUAGGACCCACAGCUAUUACAGAAAUGAAAUAAAUAUCUUGCCUCUCUGUGUA
This is a messenger RNA of Tympanuchus pallidicinctus (lesser prairie-chicken), 4386 nucleotides long. It is a transcript of the gene STYK1, whose product is annotated as serine/threonine/tyrosine kinase 1. Gene Ontology annotation, biological process: protein phosphorylation; multicellular organism development; positive regulation of kinase activity. The record is from RefSeq and is a predicted model, not a curated record. Gene Ontology annotation, molecular function: transmembrane receptor protein tyrosine kinase activity; ATP binding. The coding region runs from base 346 to 1629 and encodes 427 amino acids. NCBI's taxonomy places the organism in Eukaryota, Metazoa, Chordata, Aves, Galliformes, Phasianidae. Gene Ontology annotation, cellular component: signaling receptor complex. The transcript has 10 exons.